Messenger RNA from Dictyostelium discoideum AX4, 765 nucleotides. RefSeq lists its product as hypothetical. The coding region runs from base 1 to 765 and encodes 254 amino acids. The transcript has 2 exons. Lineage: Eukaryota; Evosea; Eumycetozoa; Dictyosteliales; Dictyosteliaceae. The record is from RefSeq and is a predicted model, not a curated record.
AUGUCAACAAAAAAUAGAAGUGAUAAAAGUUCAUCAAGUUCAAUAACCAAGGAUAAAUAUACUAUUAUUUUACCAACUUAUAAAGAAAGAGAAAAUCUUCCAAUCAUUAUUUGGUUAAUUUCAACAGAAUUAGAAAAAUGUUUUAUAGAUUAUGAAGUUGUUAUUGUUGAAGAUAAUUCACCAGAUGGUACAUUAGAAGUUGCACAACAAUUACAAAAGAUUUAUGGAGAAGAAAAGAUAAAAAUUUUAUCAAGACCAGGUAAGAUGGGAUUAGGUAGUGCAUAUAUGGAUGGUAUAAAGAAAUCAACAGGUAAUUGGGUGAUUUUAAUGGACGCAGAUCUUUCACAUCAUCCAAAAUUCAUUCCACAAUUCAUUGAGAAACAAAAGAAACUCAAUUGUGAAAUUGUAACUGGUACACGUUAUCAAAGUGGUGGUGGUGUAUUUGGCUGGAAUUUAUAUAGAAAGUUAACAUCACGUGUUGCAAAUUACAUUGCAUCAGUUUUAUUAACACCUGGUGUAUCCGAUUUAACAGGUUCAUUCCGUCUCUAUAGAAAAGACGUUUUAGAGAAAUUAAUCACUCAAAAUAAAUCAAAAGGUUAUGUAUUCCAAGUUGAAAUGAUGGUUAGAGCAAAUCAAUUAGGUUAUCAAGUUGGUGAGGUCCCAAUCACUUUUGUUGAUCGUAUCUUUGGUGUCAGUAAUUUAGAUAGUGGUGAAAUCGUUGGUUUCUUAAAAAGUGUUUUAAAUUUAUUUAUGAAUAUUGAAUAG